AUGAAAUCAUUAUUAGGUGAUAGUCCCAUCACACCAUUAACUGAGAAGUCCAUACUUCUUACUGAUAAUAAUAAUGAAGAUUAAUUUUAUCUUAUAACCUAAUAAAAUCAAUUAAUAUACGAAACUUAAUAAAAACAAAACCAUUUACUAAAUCCAAGAAUUUUAACAUAAAAAUAGAACUUACAUAAUAAAUUAAAUUCAGAAUAUUAAGAAUUAAUAGAGAGAAAAAAUUAAUUAAGAAAUAGUUAUGAAUAACUACAAUUGCAAUAAUGUUCAUUUAAGCCAAGAAUCAGUCAAAAAAGUAUAGAAAUGAAAUCUCAAGAUAUGUCAUAACCACGUUAUAUGUCACCUAAAAAAAGUUUUAUUCAAGAAUGUACUGAACCUCUUUAGACAUAGUAAUCACCAUAAUAAAAAUAUAAGAAUAAAUCAAACAAAGAGAAUUUUUGGGAAAGACUUAGUUAGAAUAAGUAAAGUCUUUAAAUAUAGACAUAACAACUUAUUGUUAAUGAUAAACCAGAUAAAGAUAAAAUAGAUUAAACUAAAAUAAAUGAUAUUGUGAAUAGAUUAUAUAAUCAAGCUUUUUAGCCUAAAAAAUAAAAAUAAACUAAAGAUAGCAGAAAUUUUUAAGGUUCAUUGAGAGGAAGCCACAAUGAAAAACUUGUAAUUCAUUACUUUGUCAGAGAAUUCUAUAAAGUAUUAACUUUAGCAAGGUGUGAUACUUUAGAAAAUUAAAAAUUUAAUUAACAAUGCUCAUUUAAAUUCUAAAUAGAAUGUGAUUUAUGCUUAAUUACUUUUAAUGAAUUGUGUGAUAUCUUGGAUAAUUUGGGAUUUGUUCCAAUAGAAAAUAAAUAAUUAUAAAUAGAUAUAUUUUAACAUUUGUAAUGUCCUCCAGAUUUCGAUUUGAUAUUGUCAAGAAACUUAUUAUGUUUUUUAUUAUGUGUUUAAGGUUAUCAUAAUGAAAUAGAAUAAAUACCAAAUUAUGAAAAUCAAUACAAAAUUAACUUUCCUAUUCAAUUUAACAAUGGAAUAACAUAAUUUAUUAAUGGAAAUUUAAGAGUUUAUAAUCCAGAGUUAUUAUUAUAAAAAUAUAAUAUUCUAAAUGUGAAUCAUUUGGCUUAUAAAAAAACUACUGAAUUAUAUUAAGAUGUUAAUACUUCUUUCAAAACUAAUAAAUAAACACAAAUAUUAGCAAUUUAGCAUCGAAAAAGAGUAGCAUCUGAAAUUCAAAAUGCAAAUGUUACUUUAAAUGAUUAUGAUUAAAUUUAUAAUAAAAAGAAAUAAAGACUAAUUGAAGAAUAAGAAAAAAUUAAUCAAGAGUAAUGUACUUUUAACCCUUAAAUAAAUGAGGGUCAAGUAAAAUCAAAAUAUCUCUAAUCUAAACCAUAGAAAUAAAAUGAUUAAUGUGAUAAAUCAUAAAUUAAUUUAAAUUAAUUUACUCCAAACACUUUUAAAACAAAGCCUGCUGUUCUUUAAAUGAAACCAGCAAAUAGUAAUAUAGCGAUAGAAAGAAUGAUUAAAGGGAGAGUUUAAAGAUAAUUGAGUUAAGCUAUUAUUAAGUAAGGAACUUGUAAUUCCAAAAAGAGACAAUAAUUAGAAGACUAAAUUUAUGAAUAAGAGAUGGGUCAUAAGUAACCAUUAAUGUUUAUUGAUGUUAUUCUUGAUAAUAACAAAAAGGAGAGAAUUAUUGUAAAUGAAAAUGAUACUGCUAAAAAAUUAGCAUCUCAAUUUAUUGAGAAAAACAAAAUAGAUAAAAAUCAUUAAGAAAAUUUAAUAAAGUUAAUUCAGUAACAAUUACCAAAUCAAUGA
Messenger RNA from Paramecium sonneborni, 1806 nucleotides. The record is from the annotation of a GenBank genome assembly. NCBI's taxonomy places the organism in Eukaryota, Ciliophora, Oligohymenophorea, Peniculida, Parameciidae.